Messenger RNA from Triticum aestivum (bread wheat), 1002 nucleotides. RefSeq names its product 60S ribosomal protein L13-1. Gene Ontology annotation, cellular component: ribosome; cytosolic large ribosomal subunit. Gene Ontology annotation, molecular function: structural constituent of ribosome; RNA binding. The transcript has 5 exons. Gene Ontology annotation, biological process: translation. The record is from RefSeq and is a predicted model, not a curated record. NCBI's taxonomy places the organism in Eukaryota, Viridiplantae, Streptophyta, Magnoliopsida, Poales, Poaceae. Bases 185 to 811 code for a protein of 208 amino acids.
CUCACUGGGCUGUAUCCCUCGGCCCACUUGGCGCAACAGCUCGGAUGAUCGAAAGAUCUCGGCCGUCCAAGCUAGGGAUCGCUUAUAAACUCCCAACCCUAGCCUAAACCCCCGCUCCCCUGCCGCCGCAUCCUCUUCGUCCUCCCCCUCCCCUCCGCCGCAGUGCAGGUAAGAAGGGGUCGAAAUGGUGAAGCAUAACAAUGUUAUCCCUAACGGACACUUCAAGAAGCAUUGGCAGAACUAUGUCAAGACCUGGUUCAACCAGCCUGCCCGCAAGCAGAGGCGCCGCAUUGCUCGUCAAAAGAAGGCUGUGAAGAUCUUCCCUCGCCCAACAUCUGGUCCUCUUCGUCCCAUCGUGCAAUGCCAGACACGGAAGUACAACAUGAAGGCAAGGGCUGGGAGAGGCUUUACCCUUGAGGAGCUGAAGUCAGCGGGCAUUCCGAAGAAGCUAGCUCCUACUAUUGGCAUUUCUGUGGACCACCGCCGUAAAAACCGGUCACUUGAGGGUAUGCAGUCUAACAUUCAGAGACUCAAGACUUACAAGGCCAAGCUGGUUAUCUUCCCAAGGCGUGCUCGCAAGGUUAAGGCUGGUGAUUCUACCCCUGAGGAACUUGCCACAGCCACCCAGGUCCAGGGUGACUACAUGCCUAUUACUCGUGGUGAGAAGCGCUCGGUUGAGCUCAUGAAGGUCACCGAGGAGAUGAAGGCGUUCAAGGCCUACGGCAAGCUCCGUGUCGAGAGGAUGAACCAGUGCCAGCUCGGUGCCCGCAUGAAGAAAGCCGCCGAGGCAGAGAAGGAAGAAAAGAAGUGAUAAGAUAUUUUGUUUCAUUCUGCAGCUAGUGAAUGUUAUCAUCGGGAACUUGUUCUAAAUUUUGUUUUGGGGCUGGAAAAAGAGACCAGCGGAUGGCUUUGAUACCUGGUACUUGUUUGCAUGAUAUGCUGUUCAGUGUUACCCUUGUUGGCAUAAUUCGUGGAGGUCAACCAGUAUUAUUCUCUGAUUUA